Molecule: messenger RNA, 5827 nt
Organism: Epinephelus fuscoguttatus (brown-marbled grouper)
Lineage: Eukaryota; Metazoa; Chordata; Actinopteri; Perciformes; Serranidae
Gene: clcn7
Product: chloride channel 7
Exons: 25
Coding region: 155-2554 (799 amino acids)
Biological process (GO): chloride transport; transmembrane transport
Cellular component (GO): lysosomal membrane; intracellular membrane-bounded organelle
Molecular function (GO): voltage-gated chloride channel activity
Source: RefSeq, a predicted model, not a curated record
GGCCAUGCACGCGAGCCUUAAAAAGCGUCACGAGUGACAGGAAUGGUCAUGGGGAGCUGAGGGAGAAUAACAGCAGUUAGCUAGCAACAGACAACAACCGCAAUUAAUGAAAUAAAUUAGCGACGGUUCGGGCGGCGAGCUACCGGAGGCCACUAUGGCGAACAUCACGAAGAAAGUGUCGUGGUCCAGCCGGGCCGAGGAGUCCGGGGCAGCCGGGGAGGGGACACCGUUGCUCAACGGCUCCGAGCAGCCCCGACACUCCAGACAGCUGUCUGGAGGAGGCAGUAUAUUUCAGAUAGGCAGACUCAGCACGGUGGAUUUGGAGGAGGAGAUAACGUCAGAUGAGGAGUCUCUUAGGGGGCGACCGAAAGAGAUCCCUCAUAAUGAGAAGCUUCUGUCACUUAAAUUUGAGAGUCUGGACUAUGAUAACAUUGAGAACCAGCUGUUUCUGGAGGAGGAAAGGAGGAUGAGUCACAUGGGUUUCCGCUGUCUGGAGAUCAGUCGCUGGGUGGUCUGCGGUCUAAUCGGCUUUCUGACCGGCCUCAUUGCCUGUUUUAUAGAUAUUGUGGUGGAGCAGCUAGCUGGAAUCAAAUACCAAGUGGUCAAAGAGAACAUAGAGAAGUUUACAGAGGUGGGUGGCCUGUCGAUCUCUCUCAUCCUCUGGGCGGUCCUCAACUCUGCCAUCGUCAUGCUGGGCGCCAUCAUAGUUGCAUUUUUCGAGCCCAUAGCAGCAGGAAGUGGCAUUCCUCAGAUAAAAUGUUACCUAAAUGGAGUCAAGAUUCCCAGGGUGGUACGACUCAAGACACUGGUGGUGAAAGUGUGUGGUGUUAUCUGUUCUGUGGUCGGCGGUCUUGCUGUCGGAAAGGAAGGACCCAUGAUUCACUCUGGUGCUGUUGUAGCGGCAGGGGUCUCACAGGGCAGGAGCACCUCUUUAAAGAGAGACUUCAAGAUCUUUGAAUACUUCCGGAGAGACACAGAGAAGAGGGACUUUGUUUCUGCUGGAGCCGCUGCCGGAGUCUCAGCUGCUUUUGGAGCACCAGUCGGUGGCGUUCUGUUCUCUCUGGAGGAGGGCGCUUCUUUCUGGAACCAGAUGUUGACGUGGAGGAUAUUCUUUGCCUCCAUGAUCUCAACCUUCACCCUGAACUUCUUCCUCAGUGUCCACCACCACAAUACAGGAGACCUUUCCAACCCCGGUCUCAUCAACUUUGGGCGCUUUGAGAGCGAUAGUGUGGCCUAUAACCUCUAUGAGAUUCCCUUGUUCAUCGCUAUGGGAGCUAUAGGUGGAUUGCUGGGAGCUCUGUUCAACGUUCUCAAUUACUGGCUGACCAUCUUCAGGAUCAGGUAUGUUCAUCGCCCUUGUUUACAAGUGAUGGAGGCCAUGUUGGUUGCUGCAGUGACCGCGGCAGUAUCAUUCACCAUGAUCUACUUCUCCAAUGACUGUCAGCCUCUGGGGCCAGAGCACACUGAGGAGUACCCACUGCAGUUGUUCUGUGCAGAUGGGGAGUAUAACUCCAUGGCAACGGCCUUCUUCAACACUCCUGAGAGAAGUGUGCGCAGUCUCUUCCACAACCAGCCAGGAACCUACAACCCAUUGACCCUGGGUUUGUUCACCCUGACUUAUUUCUUCCUGGCGUGUUGGACGUACGGCCUGGCAGUGUCCGCUGGAGUCUUCAUCCCAUCUCUGCUAAUAGGAGCAGCCUGGGGAAGACUGUGUGGGAUACUGUUGGCCUCCAUCACAUCUACUGGCUCGAUCUGGGCAGACCCUGGUAAAUAUGCCCUGAUUGGAGCUGCAGCUCAGUUAGGUGGCAUUGUGAGGAUGACUCUCAGUUUGACUGUCAUCAUGGUGGAGGCUACAGGAAAUGUCACAUAUGGUCUUCCCAUCAUGCUCGUCCUCAUGACUGCCAAGAUAGUGGGAGACUAUUUUGUGGAGGGUCUGUAUGAUAUCCACAUCAAGCUGCAGAGUGUUCCUUUCCUGCACUGGGAGGCUCCUGCCACCUCCCACUGGUUGACCGCCAGAGAGGUGAUGAGUUCUCCAGUCACCUGUUUGAACAGGAUAGAGAAGGUGGGAACCAUCGUGGACACCCUUAGCAACACGUCCACCAAUCACAACGGCUUCCCAGUUGUCGUGCAGGUCACUGCUGGUGAUGAGCCAGCGAAGCUCUGUGGCCUCAUCCUCCGCUCUCAGCUCAUCGUUCUCCUCAAGCACAAGGUGUUUGUGGAGUUGGCCCGGUCCCGGCUGACGCAGAGAAAGCUCCAGCUGAAGGACUUCAGGGACGCCUAUCCCCGCUUCCCCCCGAUCCAGAGCAUUCACGUCUCCCAGGACGAGAGGGAGUGUAUGAUGGACCUCACGGAGUUCAUGAACGCAACGCCUUACACUGUACCACAGGACACAUCUCUGCCUCGUGUGUUUAAGCUGUUCAGAGCGCUGGGCCUCAGACACCUGGUCGUGGUGGAUGAUGAAAACAGGGUGAUUGGACUUGUGACCAGAAAAGACUUGGCCAGAUAUCACAUGGGCAAACAUGGACUGGAGGAACUUCAGCUGGCCCAGACAUAGUACACUUACACACACACACUCACACUCUUACACUCUUACACACUUGAACUAUGACCACCUGAUGCCUCAUAAGCUCUAUGCAGGACACCAUUGAGGGCCAAGAGGUCUCCCUUAUUCUUUGAUGCCAAAAUGGUCACCGUGACGACACAAGGAAACCCCCGUGUACAGGUCUGUUGGGUCAUUAACGAAAGACACUUUUAAUGUAAAACUGCUCCUGGUGUAAAACAUUUGAAGAAAAAAACAGCUCCCCCGAUCUUUGUGAAAUGUUUUAUCUUGAAAGGAUUGAACUUCCUUUUCUUUCGGUCGUAUAGAAAGUAAUCUCUAAUGAACAGAAAAGAAAAAAUGCCUUAUUGGAGGAUUUUUCCUGCGCUUAUACGCAUUCACAGACCUCACCCCAGACACUUAAUGUAUGGGAUACAUAAAUUCAGAACAACAGGAGAUUUUCAAAAUAAAAUAAAACAGUCACUGCCAGCUUGAGGAGAGAAGUCCCAGUGAGAAGAAUUGAUUUGAUCUGUGUUGGCUGGUACACGGAAAACCCACUGCUUUUUAUUUGCAAAAACAUUAUAACAUUCAGUAUGUCACUGUCUGUUCUAAAGCCCUGUUUGCACGGGACUGGUAUUACGGGCUGUCCUCGGGAUUUAGAAACUAACUCCCACAUCUGCACAUCUGGGUUUUGUGUAGAGUUGUUCCUUUACCAAUACCAGAAAUGCCUUCGAUGUUGCUUACAAUGCUGUCUCUGGUAUUGGCGAGUAGGGAUGAGCGAGUUCACCAUUAUCUGUAUCUGUUCAACCAACUAAUCGGUAUCUGUACUUGGAAAUGGUGGGAUUUAACCAGAAGUGGGUGUGGCUAAAACUGGAAAUGGGUGGGACUGAACCAGGAGUUGCUAUUGAAGCCUGAAAUUGAUCAGAAGUUGCUGUAUUUAUUAUUUAUCAGAAAACUAUUUACAGAAUGAUCUCAGGAUUGAGCUUUAUUGACGAUUUUCCUUCAUUGCCAUUACAGAUAUUGACACAUUUUACUCGGUUGAUACUCAUAAAAAAGUGUAUUAUCUGUACCAAAUACGCUAUUUAUCCAAGAACUUGGCUCAACCCAAUCAGCAAGUCCACAAGUUUAUGCAUUGAUCCAAUACAGGGUGAUUUAAUAAGAAACUUGUAUAAGCAGCAGUUUUCGUGGAAAUCAAUUCUUUUCGCGGUUCCAAAACAGUAGCCGAAACAGCAAGAUGCAUUGUUCAGCCAUUGGCAACUACGAUGCGAUGAAGAUGAAUUGAUUUCCAGUGAAUAGUUUAACAUUGACUUCAAAAUGUCAGCAACUUGGCAAUAUUUUACACUGGAAAGUCCCACUAGUUUUAAGGUUUAACCUGAGCCGUACCAUACAACAAUGACAGCAAUAAUUUUACAUCCAUACAGGGUUAGUAGUGGUACUUGUUAUUGACCAAUACAGUGUCAAGUAUCAGAAAUUGUAAUGGGAAAGAAAAAAUGGUGUAGGUUUGUGAGGCAUAUUCACACGGGAUAAGCGAAAUACUGUAGGUAUUUUACUCAAGUUUACUAGCAUUAUUCCCCAAAUAUGAUGAGCACGCUCAUUUGCAACUCCACUUUACACAACAAACACUACACACACCGCUAGCAGUGACUUAGAGCAUUAACCUCCUUCAUUCAUUUCUUUUUUUGAUGUGGGUUAUAAAAACAGAACCGAUUCUGCCACCUCCUGCACCUGAAUGCUGUCACAGCUUUCAUUUUGAGUCACACAGUCUACAUAACUUAAAAUAAAAAGAGGCAGAAAUGAGGCACGGAGGAAACAAAAACCCAAGAUGUGACCCCAGCGGGACUUAUUUUAUCACAUGACCUCUGUGUUUGGUGAAAUAACUUUUUUUUUUCCAAAUUACUAGAAAAUAUUUCAGUGAUCUGAAGUUACACAAUACAGUAACAACCAUAAACAGGAACCACAACCUUUAGACAUUUAAAGACAUGUGGCCGAUUUGACAGAUUCAAGUUAGCAGUGUGUCAUGAGUUAUACAACAGUGGUUCCCACCUGGUCUAGCCAUGAGGUCCAGAUUUCUCCUUAGUCAUUAGUUCAAGGUCCACACAGUUUAAUACAUUUCAGCACCAUAUUUGUGUUUGGCGAUGUCGUCGAGCUGGUUUGCUGUCUCUGUCAAGUAGCUGUCAGUCAGUCACUCACUCUACAGGUGGACAUGGCACUUCAGAAUAAAAGCUCUGUGCCAGAAAUUCACUGCACUUAAAAAUAAAGUGUGUGUCUGUUUGGGGUUUUUUUUUUUAUAAACUUGACAUGUUUGCGGGUCACUUGUGGUCCAUUCAGAAUGGACCCACGACCCACUUUUGGACAAAAACCUGUGAAUCCCGUGCAAAUAGGGCUUGAUCGUGUCUCCUCAACUUCUUGUAGACGGUCUGCAGUGAUACAUUAUUAGUCAUUGAUGAAUGACAUGUUUUCAGAUAAUUCAGAUGGAUGAUUUUUACGUCUCAUUACUGAACGUAAUGAGACAUUUAAGCUGGUUUGCUUUGAAAACCUGAUUUUAAGCGAGUGCUCAUGUUCAAGAGUCGGUUUGUAACGUCACUGACCCUGUGAGGUCGUCUUUGUUGGUGUCAAAAUAGUUUAUAUUUUCCAAUUUUUGUGUAGUUUUGCACUGAGCGAAUGCUGUUAUUUAUUGUUAAUGUUUGAUAUUUUAAGUGUCUGGUUUGGGCUCAUGUGGGGUCAGUUUGGAUUCGAGACGCUUUCACGAGUGUGCUUUGAAGAAGGGUUAUUACAUGAAGAUACACAUCCUUCCUUCCCUCUUCUGUCAGCUUUACCGAGCAUAUAUAUAUUUGUACUACUGUCAGUGAAAAUGGACUAAUGCUCACAGGUACAUCCUUUCUAACACCUCCAGAUGUCUGCACUUUGCCUACUACUGAAAACAAAGUCUCCUUUUGUUGAGAAAUACACACAAGUGUCCCUCAUGAAACUCUAUAUGAAUGUAAACCGUUGUUUACCACAAAGCCUCUGUUCAAACUAAUCAAGUUAAUCCUACGUUACUCGAGUCAGCACACACAACACAGAUUUAUAGUUAUUUAAUUUUUCAAUUUGUAAAUCUAACAUUUCUUCAAUGAUCAGUGUUAUUUCUUUCUCUCUGUGCACGUCAGAGGUUUUACUCUUUGAUUUUUGUCUCAUUUGUGGUCUUUGUUCUGUUGUACAGUUCUAGAUGUUAAAAUAUAGACUAAGCUCUAUUUUAUAACCACUGGAUGAGCCUUUUUGUGAAUGAAUAAAGUUGAAAUUUAUCUAUUGUUA